Molecule: messenger RNA, 774 nt
Organism: Neopsephotus bourkii (Bourke's parrot)
Lineage: Eukaryota; Metazoa; Chordata; Aves; Psittaciformes; Psittacidae
Product: scale keratin-like
Exons: 2
Coding region: 132-497 (121 amino acids)
Cellular component (GO): intermediate filament
Molecular function (GO): structural constituent of cytoskeleton
Source: RefSeq, a predicted model, not a curated record
GUGCCCCCAGCACGGCCGCUGCUCCCCACCCUCGCCAGCCAGGCAUAAAAGCACUGCCCGGGCUGAGUGCUGGCAUCCACCGCUCCUGCCUUGCUCUGCUCAGGAAAAGGGCUCAGCUCUCUCGCACCAAGAUGUCUUGCUACGACCUGUGCCCACCAAGAACCGGCGUUGCCGUCCCCCAGCCCAUCGCUGAGAGCUGCAACGAGCUGUGCGCCCGCCAGUGCCCCGACUCUUCAGCCUUCAUCCAGCCACCGCCUGUGGUUGUCACCUUCCCCGGCCCCAUCCUCAGCUCCUUCCCCCAGCAAGCCGUGGUGGGCUCCUCCGGAGCACCCGCCUUUGGGGGCAACCUGGGGCUGGGAGGCCUCUACGGUGCUGGGGCCACUCAGGCCUCGGGGGGUCUCUGCACCUUUGGCAGACCCUACGCUCCUGCCGCCUGCAGCCCUCUGGCUCUGCCCCGCUACAGCCAGAGGCUCUGGAACUCCUGUGGGUCCUGCUAGAGCCAGCCCCACAUUCCCCAGAGUUCCUAGGACAUCUCACCCCUAGGCCUCCUCCUUUUGUACCAUGCUUUUCCUCUCUCCAUCACACAUCUCCUCCUCCUUGCUCCUGCCUGUGCCCUAAUGCAUUAUUGCACCAGAAUCCCACAAGAAACUUCCUUGUCUCUAAAGCAGCCUUCAACUGGGAGACGUUUGAAGGAACACCUCUCCAGAAAUUGUGAAGGAAAACCUUCCGACUUGUGCCUUAUGUGUCUUUCUCCACUGCAAUAAAACAAGCCUG